This is a messenger RNA of Tinamus guttatus (white-throated tinamou), 2593 nucleotides long. The record is from RefSeq and is a predicted model, not a curated record. NCBI's taxonomy places the organism in Eukaryota, Metazoa, Chordata, Aves, Tinamiformes, Tinamidae.
GAUGAUUCCCGUGACCGAGUUCCGGCAGUUCUCGGAGCAGCAGCCAGCCUUCCGGGUGCUGAAGCCUUGGUGGGACGUGUUCACCGACUACCUCUCUGUCGCCAUGCUGAUGAUCGGUGUGUUCGGGUGCACCUUGCAGGUCAUGCAGGACAAGAUAAUAUGCCUUCCAAAGCGAAUACAGCCUUGCCAGAACCAAUCUAACAGCUCCAAUGUGUUUCACACAAUCCCAGACACAACUCCGCUCCCUCCCAAGCCAUCCACUGCUCCAGCUACUGUUGAAAUGAAAGGAUUGAAGACUGAUUUGGACCUUCAGCAGUACAGCUUUAUAAAUCAGGUGUGCUACGAGCGUGCCCUGCACUGGUAUGCCAAGUACUUCCCUUACCUUGUCCUUAUACACACACUGGUCUUCAUGCUGUGCAGUAACUUCUGGUUCAAGUUCCCUGGAUCGAGCUCCAAAAUCGAGCAUUUCAUUUCGAUACUUGGGAAGUGCUUUGACUCUCCCUGGACAACAAGAGCCUUAUCAGAAGUGUCAGGGGAGGACUCUGAAGAGAAAGAUAACAGGAAGAAUAAUGUAAGCAAGUCUAACACUAUCCAGCCAAGCACCGAAGGCACUUUGGUCAAGACGCAGUCUUUAAAAUCAAUCCCUGAGAAGCUGGUUGUGGAUAAGGGGACACCAGGAGCGCUAGAUAAGAAAGAAGGUGAACAGGCCAAAGCACUGUUUGAAAAAGUGAAGAAAUUCAGACUGCAUGUCGAGGAAGGUGAUAUACUCUAUGUUAUGUAUGUUCGCCAGACUGUACUCAAGGUAAUUAAAUUCCUUAUCAUUAUUGCUUACAACACAGCACUUGUCUCAGAAGUUAAUUUUACAGUAGUCUGUAAUGUUGAUAUUGAAGACAUGACAGGAUAUAAGAAUUUUUGCUGUAAUCACACAAUGGCCCAUCUGUUCUCUAAACUUUCCUACUGCUACCUGUGCUUUGUAAGCAUCUACGGCCUCACAUGCCUUUACACUUUAUACUGGUUGUUCUAUCGCUCACUGAAAGAAUAUUCUUUCGAAUAUGUUCGUCAAGAGACAGGAAUUGAUGAUAUCCCAGAUGUCAAGAAUGACUUUGCUUUUAUGCUUCAUAUGAUAGAUCAAUAUGAUCCUCUCUAUUCCAAGAGAUUCGCUGUCUUUCUGUCUGAAGUCAGUGAAAAUAAGCUGAAACAACUGAACUUAAACAACGAGUGGACUGCAGAUAAAUUGAGACAACGGCUACAGACAAACUCCCACAGUCAUUUGGAGCUACAGCUUUUCAUGCUCUCUGGACUCCCAGACACAGUUUUUGAAAUUACAGAGCUGCAGUCUUUAAAACUUGAAAUAAUUAAUAACGUGAUGAUACCAGCAACCAUUGCCCAGCUGGACAAUCUCCAAGAGCUGUCUUUGCACCAGUGCUCUGUGAAGAUCCACAGCGCCGCAUUGGCCUUUCUGAAGGAGAAUCUUAAGAUCUUAAGUGUCAAGUUUGAUGACAUCAGAGAACUGCCACACUGGAUGUAUGGCCUCAGGAAUUUGGAAGAGCUCUAUUUAAUUGGCUCUCUAAGUCAUGAUAUCUCCAAAAACAUUACACUGGAGUCUUUCCGGGAACUUAAAAGCCUUAAAAUUCUUUACAUUAAAAGUAAUUUGUCCAAAAUCCCACAGUCUGCUGUUGAUGUCUCAAGUCACCUGCAAAAACUGUGCAUCCAUAAUGAUGGCACUAAGCUGGUCAUGCUCAACAACCUGAAGAAGAUGGUCAACCUGACCGAGCUGGAACUGGUUCACUGCGAUUUAGAACGCAUUCCUCAUGCGGUCUUCAGCCUUCUCAGUCUUCAGGAAUUGGAUUUAAAGGAGAACAACCUCAAAUCAAUUGAAGAAAUAGUAAGUUUCCAACAUCUGAGAAAACUGACAAUCCUUAAGCUGUGGUACAACAGUAUAACAUACAUCCCUGAGCAUAUAAAGAAACUCACCAGCCUAGAGCGCCUCUCCUUCAGCCAUAACAAAAUAGAGGUUCUUCCAUCCCACCUCUUCCUAUGCAACAAAAUCAGAUAUUUGGAUUUGUCUUACAAUGACAUUCGCUUUAUCCCACCAGAAAUAGGAGUUCUGCAAAGUUUACAAUAUUUUUCCAUCACUUGUAACAAAGUGGAGAGUGUGCCAGAUGAACUCUACUUUUGCAAAAAGCUUAAGACUCUGAAAAUUGGGAAAAACAGCUUGUCAGUCCUUUCACCCAAAAUCGGUAAUUUGGUAUUUCUCUCCUACUUGGAUAUUAAAGGCAACCACUUUGAAAUUCUCCCAGCUGAACUUGGUGAAUGUAGAGCUUUGAAGAGAACUGGUUUCAUUGUAGAGGACGCCUUGUUUGAAACAUUGCCUUCCGAUGUCAGGGAACACAUGAAAGCUGAAUAACUAACUUCCUCUUGCUCGGUUUUACAGAAAUACACUUCUACCAUAUAGGCUAUAGGAAGUGCAUACUCUGAAUAUGCAUUUAGUGCUAUGUUUAUUUCUUUUUCCUUUUCAAACAAAUCCUGUCUGUACAAACAAGUUUGGAGUAAGGAGUACAUAUAUUUUUAAAUAAAAUUUUCUUGUAUUUUU